ACCGACCCGAUCAGUCGAUCUUUUUCCAUGCCUUCGAUCGGACGUGUGUCAAGUUUAACGGGUAGCUUAGUGCGGUUUUCGCUCAGUCGAUGCGCAAACAACAAACAAGUGUCUCCAGCCGAUGGAUAAGUUUUUGUGACUCGCUUCGAUCGUGCGGUUUCGUGUAUGAGCGCAAUAUAAUCACGACUACUUAUAAUUUACCGGGCUUACAAACUGGAAAGACGAGCAGCUCUAUUAGCGAGCGUAUAUCCAGUUGGUGUGGUCAUCCAGUCGUUUCCAGUGGUUUAUACCUACUAAUGGCAGAGUGAAUUGUGAAUACAGCAGCAACACAUCGUCACAGUGAUUAGUGCUUCGGUAUUGGUGCUAAACAAAGUGCGCAGAUCGAGGAUCGAAAUAUGUAAAAUGAAUAUUUGAAAUAAAUAUUACGUAGUCAGGUGCCAGAAUCGAAAUGUAAAACGAUACCUACCGUCUGACAUAUUAAGUGUUUUUCAUCAAAGUGAAAUUCUAGUCAAUUAGAAAAUCCGUCCAAUCCUACGAAAGGAUUAUAAGUAAGAAUCUUGUGAAAGGGUGGAUAAUAAUAGUAAAUAAUCAUGGCCCAAGGAGCUUCGUGCAGUAUUUGGCUGUCAUACGGACUGGUGCUUGUACUGCUGAUUUUAUGCACCAUCACUGUUAUGAUAACGCCCACAGAAUCCUCAUCGGCCAUCCCGCUGAUACGACAAAGAACGGAUGCCAAUACUACCAACGGUAAUGAAUCGUCUCUUUCUGAUGCUGAUGUGCAGAAGCGCAUACAGGAAGUUUUUAACCGUAAGGGAUACUCAAAUCCAGAUCCUAGUCCAAAUGAUUCCCUCGAAGCACAGCCUGAAGAAGUAGCAGUGAGAAUUGAUAGUGCUGCACCGACAAGGCGACGUAAACGUCCACUUUGGAAGCUUGAUGAAAAAUUUGAUCCAAGAAAAUCGUACGUCAUCAAACACCCCAACGGAACCAUCACCUACGUACCGCCCAAGGAUAUAGAUCUCAGUGGCACCGUUGACACGGGAACUACGGCCGCACCCGCAAACAGCAAUGCCAACGAGCUCAUUGACAAAAUGAGCGAAGCAAGUACGAGCGAUAGGGACAAGUUGCGAACACCAAAGAUUGACCGGAUUGAGAGCACCUUAGAGUAUCCCAUUGGUAGCAACGUGAAAAACUAUCCAUACGAACUCAUAGACCGAUUAGUGGCCCAGCAAGGUUAUGCCAAUCUGUUCGACAGCUAUCCUGAGGAUGAAGAGGUGGAUGACUUCACAUUCCACAAUAGAAUGAGUUUCUCUGAUGACGAUUUUGAGGACAUAUGUGAAAGUCAAAAGCCGGAUAAAUAUCCACAACAUGGAUUAACUAUGGACAACAAGAAUGUAACAAUUGUCAACACCAAGAACUUCACACAGCGUGUAGAAAUGGAAGUGUGCAGGAAACAGGGUACACCCUGUGUGAUGUGCGACAACCAAUUCAAGAAAACAGAAUGUCGGCAGAUCUUCCUCGAGCUUACUUUACACGCCUUCGAUAAAUCGAAAAACCAAAUUUACAAGGAAAAGGUCAUGAUUCCUGCGAGUUGCAAAUGUAUGGUGGUCCGAUUCAAGGGAUUCUAAAAAUCUAUUUCGAAGAUGGCGAACGGGACCGUAAUUGGGCAUCAUCGAUAUGAACAGACUUUGCGAAGGAUUAUUGACUAGAACAAAACACCAGUUGAAAAAUAGCACUUCUUAGCUAGAACAUUAUACGUCUUUGUACUAAAAUUACAAUAAGUAAAUAGAAGUAAAUACUCUAAGGAUUUCAAUAAAAACUUUCCGCUCAAACAACCAAAUUGGAAGAAUAGUUGAGGUAUUAGUCAAAACAUUUGCUGUUAUAGUAUGUAUGCCUAAAAGUUCCACUCAAACAUAAACUUCACGAUAUUCAGAUGAUCCAAUCAGAGCAACCACUUAAAAAAAAAUGACAGUAAUGUGUAUGACCAUCCAGCGUAAAUUUAAUUUUCAAAAUAGUUCUAUAAACUGUCUGUUAAACUAAGCAAACAUAUCGAAAAUCCCGACUAAAAGAUAUUACUUGUGAGAUAACAAAGGUCAGCAAAAUAAACGUAUAUAACAUGCAGAUGUAAUACGAAGAAUAAGCAAUAAACUUAAAGUCACUACAAA
Messenger RNA from Aedes aegypti (yellow fever mosquito), 2159 nucleotides. It is a transcript of the gene spz, whose product is annotated as protein spaetzle. Gene Ontology annotation, cellular component: extracellular region. The record is from RefSeq and is a predicted model, not a curated record. The coding region runs from base 591 to 1622 and encodes 343 amino acids. NCBI's taxonomy places the organism in Eukaryota, Metazoa, Arthropoda, Insecta, Diptera, Culicidae. The transcript has 5 exons. Gene Ontology annotation, biological process: central nervous system formation; innate immune response; regulation of Toll signaling pathway. Gene Ontology annotation, molecular function: Toll binding; growth factor activity.